UAGCAAUGUCGUCUGCUGUUUCUUGAUCUACUGUUUACACUCGUGAUUCUCGUGUCUCUCGUUUUGUGUCUGCUGUUUGUUCAGCUUUUCCUGAUAAAAAAAUCAAUGCAAUGGAAAGUAUAAGCAAAUGCCAGCUAACACAAAAUAAAGGCAGGGAAACGCAAAUGACGAACUUGGACCAGAGCUGCCAUGCAGAGACUAGGACAAGGAGGAGGAGAAGUUUCAAGAAUUUUUCCCAAUGGCUUACGACCUGAGUGGCAAAGUGGCAAUAGUGACCGGUUCCAGCUCGGGAAUGGGUCAGAGCAUUGCCGUGCACCUGGCCAGGCAGGGAGCAAAGGUCACUCUGUGUGGGAGGGACAGCGGACGGUUGGCGGCUGUCAAGGAGGAAUGUGUCACGUGUAGCAAGGGUGGCCCGGAAAG
Aplysia californica (California sea hare) is the source of this 420-nucleotide messenger RNA. RefSeq lists its product as uncharacterized. The record is from RefSeq and is a predicted model, not a curated record. Lineage: Eukaryota; Metazoa; Mollusca; Gastropoda; Aplysiida; Aplysiidae. Gene Ontology annotation, molecular function: oxidoreductase activity.